Daldinia decipiens is the source of this 528-nucleotide messenger RNA. RefSeq lists its product as uncharacterized. The transcript has 3 exons. The record is from RefSeq and is a predicted model, not a curated record. NCBI's taxonomy places the organism in Eukaryota, Fungi, Ascomycota, Sordariomycetes, Xylariales, Hypoxylaceae. Gene Ontology annotation, molecular function: oxidoreductase activity, acting on CH-OH group of donors; flavin adenine dinucleotide binding. Bases 1 to 528 code for a protein of 175 amino acids.
AUGUCUGUUCCGGAGGAACAGUCCGAAGAGGUGGACUUCGAUACUACGGGCGAUAAACCUAAGGCUACCGGUGUCGACUACCUAUAUGGCGAGGCCCUGUACCGGGCCGACCCUCGAUCUAGUCCAGCCGGAAAAUCCGGUACCCCCGGAUCCGUCUCGGCGACUCGCGAGGUUGUCAUCUCGGGAGGAGCCUUUAACACGCUGCAGAUCUGGAAGCUCUCUGGCAUCGGGCCCGCCGCGGAGCUAGAAACAUUCGGUAUCCCGGUUAUCAAGGACCUUCCCGGCGUCGGCGGUAACCUACAGGACCGAUACGAAGCUGGUGUGACAGUCUCAUCGUCGAGUAAAUUCGCGCUCUUCAAAAACUGCACAUUCAUCACAACAGCCGACGACCCCUGCUACGAAACAUGGACGCAGCGAAGCUCCGACCCCUUAGCACACGGUCCGUAUCACGACGGCAUGCGUCUAGCGAUCCAAGUCUUCGACGCCCUUCCACCUCUCGAGACCGGCGAGUCGUUUGAGCGCGUGUGA